This is a messenger RNA of Penicillium cataractarum, 2445 nucleotides long. Its product is annotated as phosphoketolase family protein. Lineage: Eukaryota; Fungi; Ascomycota; Eurotiomycetes; Eurotiales; Aspergillaceae. The record is from RefSeq and is a predicted model, not a curated record. Bases 1 to 2445 code for a protein of 814 amino acids. Gene Ontology annotation, biological process: carbohydrate metabolic process. The transcript has 2 exons. Gene Ontology annotation, molecular function: aldehyde-lyase activity.
AUGGCUUCGCUCUCCAAGCAGAGUGAGGGCAAAAGCAUCUCCGCCUAUGGAGAAGCUCGCUCGACCGUCCAAGGAGAAUGCCUCACCUCUGACGAGGUCCAGAAGAUGAACUCCUAUUUCCGUGCCAGCCUCUAUCUCUGUCUUGGCAUGUUGUAUCUUCGAGACAACCCUUUGCUUCAGGAGCCGCUCAAGCGUGAACAUUUGAAGCAUCGCCUGCUGGGUCACUGGGGUUCGGAUGCUGGCCAAUCUUUUACCUGGAUUCACAUGAACCGCCUGAUCAAGAAAUAUGACUUGAAUGCUCUGUUUAUAUCAGGCCCGGGUCACGGAGCGCCUGGCAUUCUUUCACAGUCAUACCUUGAAGGUGUCUAUUCGGAGGUUUAUCCCGACAAGACCGAAGACGCCGAGGGUAUGCAGAAGUUCUUCAAGCAAUUUAGCUUUCCCGGGGGUAUUGGUUCGCAUGCAACACCCGAGACUCCUGGCAGUAUCCACGAGGGCGGCGAACUCGGAUAUUCCAUCUCCCAUGCCUUUGGAACCGUGUUUGACAACCCCGACCUCAUCACGCUGACAAUGGUUGGCGAUGGAGAAUCCGAAACAGGUCCACUUGCGACAAGCUGGCAUAGUACCAAAUUCCUCAACCCUAUCACCGACGGUGCCGUUCUACCUGUCCUACAUCUAAAUGGAUACAAGAUCAACAACCCAACCAUCCUCGCUCGAAUCAGUCAUGAAGAAUUGACUUCCUUGUUCAUUGGAUAUGGUUGGAAGCCGUACUUUGUUGAGGGAAGCGACUUGCAGAGUAUGCAUCAGGCCAUGGCCGUCACCAUGGAGCAGUGCGUCAAGGAAAUCAGAGAGUAUCAACAGCAAGCUCGCUCUUCCAACAAGCCCUUCCGCCCGCGCUGGCCGAUGAUCGUCCUGCGUACCCCCAAAGGAUGGACCGCCCCUAGGGAGAUUGAUGGAAAGCUACUUGAAGGCUUUUGGCGGGCUCAUCAGAUUCCAAUCACCGAUGUCCUCACCAACCCCGAUCACCUCAAAGUUCUGGAGUCUUGGAUGAAGGGGUACAAGCCUGAGGAGCUUUUCGAUGCGAACGGCAAAUUGGUUCCCGAGCUUCGUGCUCUUGCACCCACUGGGAAUUUGCGAAUGUCUGCAAACCCCGUCGGAAAUGGAGGUGUCUUGCGCAAGCCCUUGGACCUGAAUGACUUCAGGAAGUAUGCUCUCCAGGACAUUGUCUCCGGAAAAACCAUCAAGGGAGGCAUGGCAAACAUGGCCAAUUUCCUUCGCGACGUCGUCAGCAGGAAUAUGACCAACUUCCGACUCUUCGGCCCCGACGAGACCGAGUCCAACAAGCUUGCCGAAGUCUACAAGGCAGGUAAGAAGGUCUGGUUGGCCGACUACUUUGAAGAGGACAAAGAUGGUGGCAAUCUUUCUCCUUCGGGUCGUGUGAUGGAGAUGCUCAGUGAGCAUACUUGCGAAGGCUGGCUUGAGGGCUACAUCCUUUCUGGACGUCACGGUCUCAUCAACAGCUACGAGCCGUUCGUUCACGUUAUUGACUCUAUGGUUAAUCAACACUGCAAGUGGAUCGAGAAGUGUCUCGAGGUUGAAUGGAGAGCCAAGGUUGCCUCGUUGAAUAUUCUGAUUACAGCAACCGUCUGGCGCCAGGAUCACAACGGUUUCACCCACCAAGACCCUGGAUUCCUAGAUGUCGUCGCAAACAAGUCUCCCGAAGUCGUUCGUAUCUACCUCCCUCCGGAUGGUAAUACCCUCCUUUCUGUUAUGGACCAUUGCCUGCGCAGUGUCAAUUAUGUCAACGUCGUCGUGGCCGACAAGCAGGAACACAUUCAGUUCCUGAGCAUGGAGGAUGCUGUUGAACACUGCACCAAAGGACUCGGAAUUUGGGACUGGGCAAGCAACGACCAGGGUGAAGAGCCCGAUAUUGUUAUGGCAUCCUGUGGUGAUGUCUCAACUCACGAAGCCUUGGCCGCUACCGCUCUCCUGCGUGAGCAUCUCCCCACCCUCAAGAUCCGCUUUGUGAAUGUCGUGGACCUCUUCCGGUUGAUUUCAGGGAGCCAGCACCCUCACGGCAUGCCCGAUCAACAAUGGAGAGCCAUCUUCACCGACAACAAACCCAUUCUCUUCAACUUCCACUCCUACCCCUGGCUGAUCCACCGAUUGACCUACAAGCGACCUGGACAGCACAACUUGCAUGUCCGCGGAUACAGAGAGAAGGGCAAUAUCGAUACUCCCUUCGAGCUGGCCCUGCGUAAUGGAACCGAUCGAUACAGUCUUGCCAUUGACGCGAUUGACUUGAUUCAGUCCCUCGGUAAUACUGGAUCUAGUGCGCGUGAGAAGUUUACCAAGUUCCAGCUUCAAGGGAAGAAGGAGGCGUUCAGUAAUGGUGUUGAUCCUGAGAACAUCCGUAACUGGACCUGGCCUUACUCAAAGAAGGCUUAA